AUGCCGCGCAAUAGUGGCCCAGGAGCCCGCAGAGAGGUGGCUCGGGGCAGUCGGCCUUUCCCGGGCUCCAGUAUGUUCACCUCCGCCCGAAGAGGCUUCUCCAUCGAGGCGCUCGUGGGCACCUCCACGGAGCCACUGCUGCGCCCCGCGCCCGCCAGGCCCUGCGCCUCCCCAGCCUGGGGGGCUGCCCGCCUGCUGGUCCCGGAGUCUCCCGCUGCCCCGGACCGCGGAGCCGGUGGUGUCCUGGGUCCGCCCCCGCCCUGCCCCCGGGACCUGUGCAGUUGUUGCCCCUGGCUUCUCCGAAGCCUCCUGUGGACGCCGAGCUUCCCGGGAGAAGCUCGUUCUGCUGAGAGACUGCUGCUUUGUGGGCCCUUUACUCGAAAGCCCAAAAGGAUCCGCACAGCUUUCUCCCCAUCCCAGCUGCUGAGGCUGGAAAGAGCCUUUGAGAAAAACCAUUAUGUAGUGGGAGCAGAGAGGAAGCAGCUUGCAAACAGCUUGUGUCUAACGGAAACUCAGGUGAAAGUAUGGUUCCAAAACCGUCGAACAAAACACAAAAGGCAGAAGAUGGAGGAGGAAUGCCCAACAGCAGAGGAGAAGAGGAAGAGUGGACCUCUUAUGAGUCAGUGGCAGGUGGCCUCAAGGCAGGGCAUUGACGAGGACAUUGAUGUGACAUCCGAGAAUUAGGAGUGUUCUUGGGGACUGAAAGGUGCCUUCUUAAGAAAGAAUGCUGGAAGCCUGGCCCUGAGACAAGUUUGAUGACAGAGGCAGGACCCUCUUUGAUGAGGCUGAUGGAGUUUAAAAAUUUUCCAAUGGUAUCUUAAAAACAACCAGGAAUCUGCUUUGGAAGCUGACGGACACCCACUCAAGAUUGCAAGGUAACAAACUGGAAAGGUUGAUAAAAGUUUUCUUUAGAGCUGGGCAUGG
Trichosurus vulpecula (common brushtail) is the source of this 924-nucleotide messenger RNA. Its product is annotated as homeobox protein EMX1-like. Gene Ontology annotation, biological process: regulation of DNA-templated transcription; central nervous system development; neuron differentiation. Bases 1 to 684 code for a protein of 227 amino acids. The record is from RefSeq and is a predicted model, not a curated record. Lineage: Eukaryota; Metazoa; Chordata; Mammalia; Diprotodontia; Phalangeridae. Gene Ontology annotation, molecular function: DNA binding; DNA-binding transcription factor activity, RNA polymerase II-specific. The transcript is spliced from 3 exons.